AUGCAAGCAACUGCUAUCUUGGUUACUGCUGCUAGUUUGGUAAAAUUGGUGACAUCUUCACCAUUGACAUCAAUUCCUACUACUUAUAAUAAUACACCAACACCAACAACUACUAUUAGUGCUCAUGCUGGUUGUGAAGUAUAUUUCACUUCUGAAGGUUAUACCACUAUUAUUCCAUUUGAUGAUUGUCCAUUGACUUCGGUCAGUGCUCCUCCUGGUUUCCCACCAAGACCAGAUGACGCAUGUACUACAUACAAGGGACAAAGAUAUUGUGCUCAAGGUAAUUGUGAUGCUAAUUUUGUUUCUUAUUAUCACACUUUCUUUUGGACAACUGCUUGUAGCACAGGCGGUUGUUCAUUUAUAACUGAGGGACCUAGUAUUGGUUUUGAUUGUGCAACAACAAAAACUUUAGAUGAUGGAUGCCUCGAAAUCCAAAGCAAAGAAUGGGAUAUGAUACAUAUUACCACUACUUGUCCAAACAAUACCACACCAACUGAAACUUGUGGUGUAACAUCAUUUGAAGAAAAAGAGACUCCUUAUACAUUUACCACCUGUGACCCAACUGUAACUUUACCUAGUCAUUGUGUUAGGCAUGAGACAAUUGUUGGAACUAGAACACUUGAUAUUAUAAGAUGUUCCAUUACCGACCCUCCUCCCCCAACAGAUCCUCCAAUUAUUUGUCAAUUAGAGACUUCAGUUUCCAAUGGUAUGACUUUAACUGGUAUGUCAUGUAAUUAUAUUCCUGAUGAUUGUUCUACAAGCACUUCAGUGAAUGUUCAUAAUAGAACUGUGACUUAUUUUGUUUGUCCAACAACUACCAUUGAACCACUUCCACCUGGCGUUAGUACCACAACAAUUUGUCCUCACUCUAAAUGUUAUAAUCCUCCAGGUGGUGAUAAUGGAAGUGGACAUGGAGGUGGACAUGGAGGUGGACAUGGAGGUGAAAAUGGUGGCGGAAAUGGAGGAGGCGGUGGUAAUGGUGGUGAUAAUGGAGGCAAUAAUGGUGGUGGUGGUGAUCACGGUGGUGGUAAUAAUGGAGGUGGCAACAAUGGCGGUGACAACUGUCCUCCACAACCGACAAUCACUGUCACUGUUACACAAGAAACUGUAACCAAAACCAUUACUGAAUAUAAAACCAAAACUGUCGAAACCCCUUCAAAACCCAAUAAACCUCCUCACGGACAUCAGGAUCAUACAGUUACUGAAACUUGCUAUAUUUAUGAAUCCGUCAUCACUUAUCCGUAUACUACAAUCACAAGCAGUUAUACUAUUACAGUGAAACCUACGAAUGUGGAAACAAGUACACCUACUGAUUUAAAUGAAACACCCGAAACUUCAGAGCCAACUGAAUCAACUGAGCCAAAUGACUCGACAGAACUUACAGCAUCUACCAAAUCAACUAAACCCACUGAGUCUAAUGAAUCUGCUGAACCUACGGAACCAACUGAAUCUAGCAAGUCUACUGAGCCAACUGAACCGUCUGAGACGCCUGAUCCAACGGACUCUGCAAAUCCAACUGUCCCACCGGAACCAUCAGUCUCUAUUGUUCCUACUGAUCCAACAUAUACAAUAGUACCUGUUAAUUCUACAAUAUCAAGCCUUUGA
Molecule: messenger RNA, 1605 nt
Organism: Candida dubliniensis CD36
Lineage: Eukaryota; Fungi; Ascomycota; Pichiomycetes; Serinales; Debaryomycetaceae
Exons: 1
Coding region: 1-1605 (534 amino acids)
Source: RefSeq, a predicted model, not a curated record